CUCCCAACCUCCAAAAUGACUGCAGCGGCCAUUCUGUUCACCAUCUUCCUCUGCCUGACCAUCGCCCUCGCGCUCGCCACCAUCCUCGUGUACGUCUACUUCCAGUCGCUCAAGAACCAAGUGCGACACAGACACAAAGACAAGCGCCAAGCCGAACAAGAUGGCCAUUAUGCCGAUGCGGAUGCGACCGAACUGACUCAGCUGGACGAGCUCGAUGAGGAACUCGAUGAGGACUAUGCGAGAGAACACGGCGAGGGAUCUCCACCAUUCAGCACCUCUUACGCCGGGCCGGGCGCUUCUGAGGCUGCGUCUGCAUCUGCUGGUGAGGCAUGGGAGGCGUCUGGCGAUGCUCUGAGGGCGAGCGCUGCGGCGAGGCGAGUGCGGCCAUUCGAUGAGGCCGUCCGGCGACAGCAGCUGGAGGCCGAGCAGGAGUGCUACCAUCUAUUCAGAGACCUCCAGCAUCAGCAGGCAUCCGUCGACAGCAAGCUCGCCACUCUGCGGCAGCUCCGCGGGCUGCUGGAGGGUCUGGAUACGACGUUUCGGGUGAACAAGCCGGCCUUGGUGACGGCGCAGAUCAUGUGUUGCAAUGUGCUGAUGAAGAUGGACGGGCUGGACACAUUGCAGGGGUGCAAGGAGGACAAGAGGCUGGAGGAGCACGCACAGUGGAUCAUAGAGAAGGUCGUGCCCAUUAUCUGGUCCAACUGACUGGUGUGAGAGAGGGGCGGAGACAGCCAUGUGGGCGGGGCUGCGGCGCUCACUCAUGAUGUAGGUACUGAUCGAUUCGUGUGUGUGUGUGUGUGUGUGUGCGCGUGUGUGUGUGAUUAGUGUAGAGUACGUGUGCCCUGCGGCAUGACCUUCCCG
Vitrella brassicaformis is the source of this 861-nucleotide messenger RNA. The record is from the annotation of a GenBank genome assembly. Lineage: Eukaryota; Vitrellaceae.